GCUCCUCACCUGCAACGCAGAGCGUGUCCGGGCGAUGGUAGUGUGCGUCGAAGGUCUGGGUGUACCCCGUAGAUCUGGGAUGUUCAGGCAUGCGCUGAAUGCUGUUACAUUUGUCAGCGAAGAGAAAAUCGCCGCCAAAUUGGAGCACUUGAAGAAAACGUUCAGGUGGUCGGAUGCUGAGGUGCGCAUUGCUAUUUCUAAGGCUCCAAUGGUGCUGAAUAGGGCUAAGGAGUUUCUGCAGAGAAAGUCAGAGUUCCUGAUCUCUGAUUUGGGGUUGGAGCCGGCAUACAUUGCUCAUCGCCCGGUAAUGCUUUUGUACAGCCUGGAGGGCCGGUUAAGGCCCCGGUGCUACGUUGUGAAGUUUCUUAAGGCAAAUGGAUUGCUAGGUCCUGAUCGAGACUUGUAUUCCGCAGUCGCAUUGAGUGAGAAGUUAUUCAUAGAGAAGUACAUAUGCCCUCACAAGGAAGCUGCACCCUGCUUAGCUGAAGACUAUGCUGAUGCUUGCAAAGGGCUAGUGCCAACUAAUUUCAGAAUUACAUGAAGCAAGGACGUGCUGUCGAAAUUGGUAACUGUGUAUGACUAUGACAGAGUUUUUACCAUUCCUAGUAAACUGGUAAUUCACAUUAGUGUGUUUUUUUCCUAAAUAGAGAUUGAUUUUUUGCUGUAGUACGCAUUCCACAUGCUGGUUUGCUUGUUGCUAAUGCCUAAUGAAUUGAUAGUUUAAUUCAUGAACCCUGUGGUGUUGAUGUAAUGAUGUUCGUCGUUAAGUAGACGUGAAAGCAUCGCCUACAAUCUCUGGAAUCGAGAGUCCAUGAAUAUAUUUGUGUUUCCAACUUCCAUUUAGGAUAAUGAAAGUGAAUAUGUGAGUAGACCAAUUUUCUUGUGAAACCA
Messenger RNA from Triticum dicoccoides, 891 nucleotides. RefSeq lists its product as uncharacterized. Gene Ontology annotation, biological process: regulation of DNA-templated transcription. The transcript has a single exon. Gene Ontology annotation, molecular function: double-stranded DNA binding. The record is from RefSeq and is a predicted model, not a curated record. Bases 35 to 541 code for a protein of 168 amino acids. NCBI's taxonomy places the organism in Eukaryota, Viridiplantae, Streptophyta, Magnoliopsida, Poales, Poaceae.